Molecule: messenger RNA, 2901 nt
Organism: Kockovaella imperatae
Lineage: Eukaryota; Fungi; Basidiomycota; Tremellomycetes; Tremellales; Cuniculitremaceae
Exons: 6
Coding region: 1-2901 (966 amino acids)
Biological process (GO): regulation of transcription by RNA polymerase II
Cellular component (GO): nucleus
Molecular function (GO): DNA-binding transcription factor activity, RNA polymerase II-specific; RNA polymerase II cis-regulatory region sequence-specific DNA binding
Source: RefSeq, a predicted model, not a curated record
AUGUCCUCGAGUCGAGCUCCAUCGCCUCCUCCAGCCAUGCGAGCGAAACCCCUUCCAGCUCUGACGCACCAAGAUCCAUGGGCUCACCCUUAUAUUUGCUGUGAUGAGGAUCACUCUGCAUCCACCUCUACCUCCACCGUCUCGCUCGGCUCUGCGCCAGGCUCACACUCGCACGCACCGCACUGCCCACAUAACCAUGGUCCAAUAGGUGUCGGAAGUCGACGAGGUCGAUAUGGAGCCGAUGUAUCCUCCUCCUCUUUCUCGACAAGUAUCACACCGACAAGCUCGACACUUUCGAGUCCUCUCAUCUCUCAGAUUGGAUUGAGCAAUCCUUCACCUCCCCAAACGUCCAUCAGCUCGGGGAGUCGACCCGCUCAUAAUGUCAUGGGGAAUCAUUCCUUGGAUAUCCAGCUCAAGCAGAUAUCCCUACCGCCACCUGCGACGAGGCCUUCUGAUCCUUCGAUUAAGGCUGUUCAGGCUGAUUGUCACGACCCACAUUGUCAGCAGGAAGUCAGACAGUGUUCCGAUCCACACUGCGAUGAAGAUUUGGUUCCUUGCUCGGAUCCUCACUGCGAAGAUGAGGUAGGACCACCAUGUACGGAUCCGCACUGUGAAGGCGCUGGAGAAUGCAACAGUGACGAUGGUUCAGACGCAUGCUCAGAUCCCAAAUGCCGUGCAGACACGAUUGACGUCUGUAUGGACCCUCAAUGUGGAGGAGACAAGGCGCCGAAUGGACAGGAAGAUCCUCAUGGAUCCUUGAAAGGUUGUGUGCAUACACGCCAACGUCGGGUCGGGGCUGACGAAGGAGAGUGCUGCGGAGCGGGGAUCACAUGUUUAGAAGAGGGACACUGUCAGGAUUGCAGUAUGGAAGAGUUGGAACGAUGGGCAUGCUCGAAAGAGGGUACAAAGAUCAUUCAGCAAUACCUGGAAUGCUGUUCUCAAAUCGAUUGUACUCUACCAAUCUUCUCUCCUCCACCCAACGGCAACGCCAAUCUGUUCCCGCACACUCAUUCCGACGGUAAUGUCCACCAUCACCUCUUAUCCACCUUGCCGUCAAAUAAUGAAAACAUCAUACCUGUUCCGCCAAAUCUUAACCUCUCCCCUUGGUCGAUCCCGUUGGACGGCGACAACUCACUAUGGGCACAGCAAUACAAUACAACAGGUCCACCGAGUAUCCCUCUCGUCAAUCCUGCCAAUGUGAAUCCAGAACCGGCAGUCUCUGGUUCUUCACCGGCUGUGGUCAUUCCAACCCAUGUCUGUCAUUGGCAGAACUGUCAUCGCGUUUUCGACUCAAUGCCGGAUCUCUUGUCGCACGUAGCGAGCGACCAUCUCGGUGCCUCAGAUUUCGCCAAUAGUGCCUUGGCCGUGGCUCCAAUCUCGUCCUCGUCCGUCCAGACUAGUCAAAAGCCAAAUCUAUCGCUCUCCGCUGGCGUUGGCGUUGAUAUAGGUGCUGUGUCUACUGUCACUACUGCUGUCCCAGUGUCAUCAGAAUCCGGACCUUUCGCUCUGCCCAGCACCUCCCGCCGCCCGAGUGACAUAGACGCCCCCUCUUCCGGUCUUCCGAAACCAUCUACCAACCCUUUCUCGGGAGACCCAACGACAGAGCUGUUAUCGUGCCUCUGGGACGACUGCUUCCCCCUGUCAGAAUGUACCGCUGCUGCACCGGAAGCCUGUCCAACCCACGCUCAUAUGCCUGCACACCCCAAUGUGUCUCAUGGAUCUGUCCCCUCUCACAUGGCCGCACAUCAGCUCAGUAGCGUCUCGCAACCUUCGUCAACGUUUUCGACACCUGGUCAAGUCAGUACAGCGACGCUCGGUUCAGCUGGACCAACACCGCAUGCCCAUGUCGAACAGCCUUGGAGCCCUCAGACAAUGCUCCGACACGUCUUGGAAGAACAUCUCGGUGUACCUGGAUCCAUCAUCGGCUGGGGGUCCGAGCGGGACGUUCAACUUGGCAGUCUAUUCGGUUCGACUUCGGUACAGAAUCUAGCCACGAGUCAUCGUCAGCUACACUCGCAUUGCCACACGCCUGCUCCGAAUCAAGGUCACUCACAUGCGCAAUCACACGCUCAUACGCAUGGGCAUGCUCACCCCGCACAGUGGAAUCAUCAGCACGGCUCGCAUUACCCAAGCGCUCUUCAUUCGCACCACUCACACGACCAUCAUUUGACGGACUGUCAACCUCAUUCUCACUCUCAUCACUUGCCUACGCCUUCAACGACGCAUCAUACCCCAUCUCCACCCGCUGACGGGGACAAAUCUCAGCGCCAUGUCAAUAUGUCUCUCUUUCCCAAGAUUGAGUCAGGUCCUCAGAUGUGUUUAUGGCCUGGAUGUACUCUUCUUCACACAUUCACGUCGACCGCUAAAUUGAUGAACCAUUUAUCGGACUUGCAUGUCGGUAAAGGAAAGGAUCAGUACCUCUGUGAAUGGGAUGGAUGUAAUCGGAUGUUUAGGUCCAGACAGAAGGUCUUGCGACAUCUACAGAGCCAUACGGGACAUCGACCGUUCCAGUGUGAACUCUGUGGACAAGCUUUUGGAGAAGCGGCGCCUCUUGCUGCUCACAUGCGGAGGCAUGCGAAAGAGAGACCAUUCAAGUGCGAAUAUCCGGGAUGUGACAAGACAUUUGCGAUAUCAAGUUCGCUCACGAUUCACAUGCGUACUCACAAUGGGGAGAAGCCAUUCAUCUGUCCCCAUUGCCACAAAGGCUUCGUCGAGGCAUCCAAUUUGACCAAGCACAUCCGAACGCAUACUGGCGAGCGACCUUUUGCAUGCGCCUUCCCACACUGCAAUAAGCGAUUCUCGCGGCCUGAUCAAUUGAAGCGGCACAUGAAAGUUCACGAUGCGGAAGGGCCGGAUGACAAGGUCAUCAAGACAGUAGGCAAGAGGGUUCCGGUCGGUUGA